AUGACGGUCGAAGUUAAGGGCCGCAUUGUUCAGAUCACUAACAUUUCGCCGACCUCCACUAUGGAGCAAAUGAGAACACUUUUUGGACACAUUGGUGUCAUUGAAGAUAUCGUUCUUCAUCCGCCCGAGAAAGAUGAAACACUGACUAAGGUCUGUUUCGUUAAAUAUGCAGACGUCGUUAACGCAGAAGUUUCUUUGCAUUUGAAUAACACAAUUUUUCUCGACCGGGCUCUGAUUGUUCUCCCGCUAGUUGAUGGACGUGAUACUAUUCCUGACGAGAACUACGCCAAUCUGCAAGCCAUACACACAAUUGAACCGAGACUUGCCACAAUGGGAUUCCCAUCCUACCCUCCAUUGCCUGCUGCAACGGAUGUAAAUCGUAUCGAGGAGAUUCGUCGAACUGUGUUUAUAUCAAAUCUUAGCCCUAAGACUACCGGCGAAGAGGUUCUCGAAUUUUUUAACGCACACGCAGAAGUUAAGUGUGUGCGCAUGGCAGGCACUGACGAGGACAGGGCAGCCUAUGUGGAGUUCACUGAACAGCCCUCUGUUGUCAAAGCCUUUGGUUUGAUGGGUGCAACUAUAGGCGACCGACAGAUCAUGGUGCAACACUCUAACUGCGCCAUCAUAAAACCGGCAAGUGCUCUGCUCGGUCUUGAGGAUACCGCAAAGAAGAUUUCCCCUCCGCCAAAUCCGAGUCUAAAAGAUGGUACGUAG
Dibothriocephalus latus is the source of this 714-nucleotide messenger RNA. The record is from the annotation of a GenBank genome assembly. NCBI's taxonomy places the organism in Eukaryota, Metazoa, Platyhelminthes, Cestoda, Diphyllobothriidea, Diphyllobothriidae.